Molecule: messenger RNA, 495 nt
Organism: Entamoeba dispar SAW760
Lineage: Eukaryota; Evosea; Mastigamoebida; Endamoebidae
Exons: 2
Coding region: 1-495 (164 amino acids)
Source: RefSeq, a predicted model, not a curated record
AUGAAUCAAGAAGAAACUACUCAAACUACAUAUGACCGAGUUUCUCAAGAAGGAUUAGAUGAUGUCCCAGGUUAUUUAAAUAGCGAUAUGUUUAAUGAACGAAUUGAUUUUAAGAUGUUUAUAGGUGGUAUAUCUUCGUACUCAAUUCCUAUAAAUGCUAAAUUAAGAUUCGAGAAUAACAUAAUUACAUACCUUAAAUACUAUAUUGGGGUUAUAUUUAUAUUAUUACUUCCAACAGAGUUUUUAUCAUUUAAAUUCUUUUUCAUUGAAUCAGUGAUUAACAUUGCCUUAUAUUUAUUCGGAAAUAAAUUAUCAAAAAGAUUCUCUCAAAAUCCAACAGUUUUUAUUUUACUUUAUUUAUUAACAUUGUUUACUCUUUGCUUGUGUGUUAAUAGACUUAUUAUUUGGUUACUUUACUUGAUAGCAAUUUCUUUUUGCUGUCUUCAUGCUUUAACAAGAAUUCAUGUAGAAGAAUUUUUCACUAACUCUAUCUAA